CAACAACAAAACAAAAACAAAUGAAGAGAACUGUAUAUCAGUGUUGGAUAACUGCAUUUUUAUAACAGCCGGUAAAUUUCAUCAAUUGUUCAAGAAAUUCAAUCACUGCGAUGGAUUCUCCACUGAACGAACAAUUUGGACAGGGCCUGGACCAACAGCAUCCUCAGCGGCCACCUAUGGGUCAACAUCCUUUGGCGGACUACCAAUUUUCGGCCGAGGAGGUGAAGGCGUUACGUGAAUGCAAUUCGGAAUCAUUUUUCCAGCGUUCGCUACCCUUCGGCACUGGUCUAGGGUUGUUGGCCUAUUUUGGUGUUAAAAAUGGAUAUCUUCAGGGAACUGGAAAGUAUGGACCUGUGCCCAAGGUGAUUAUGGGCGUCAUCUUGGGAUACUUUGUGGGCAAGUUCAGCUAUCAGCAAAAAUGUGCUGAGAAAAUUAUGCGCCUACCAAAUUCUCGUCUAGCGGAAGUGCUGAGACAACGUCGCCAGGGUGGUGGCGUUAUUAGCACCAUGACACCGGAUGAGAGCCUGAGUCGGGCCUUCACAUUGGCUCCGUUUUCACCCAGUUCACCGGAUGUUUACAGCGAUGAGGCAUAUCAACCAGGCCGCAGUACUUCCUUGAAUUUGGAUACGGAAUCUAGGCCCACAUUGAGUGGUUUGGAUGACAUUUAUAGGCCGAGUUUGGACUCUGCUAGUUCAAUAAUGGACACGGAGUUGCCUUUGGAGCCUGCUAAGCCAGGUCAAACUUAUGAAGAUUUGCGCCGCAAGAAUCGCGAGGAUUACGCCAAGCAUCAACAGAGUCCUUAUUCAAAACCCUAUGAGCCGCCAGUAGUGGUGCAACAGCGGCCAGUGGAACCGUUGGAACAAAAUCCAUCCAAAAAAAAUAAAUAUGGUGACUCCUGGACUGAUUAGAAUGCGCACACAUAAACACAAAUUGUACUCCCUUUUAAAUUUAUGUAUGCAAUAUUAUAAUGUUUUGAUUUUUCGUGGAAA
This is a messenger RNA of Drosophila willistoni, 989 nucleotides long. RefSeq names its product OCIA domain-containing protein 1 (gene asrij). The record is from RefSeq and is a predicted model, not a curated record. NCBI's taxonomy places the organism in Eukaryota, Metazoa, Arthropoda, Insecta, Diptera, Drosophilidae. Gene Ontology annotation, cellular component: endosome. The coding region runs from base 111 to 908 and encodes 265 amino acids. The transcript has 3 exons.